Molecule: messenger RNA, 1560 nt
Organism: Rhinocladiella mackenziei CBS 650.93
Lineage: Eukaryota; Fungi; Ascomycota; Eurotiomycetes; Chaetothyriales; Herpotrichiellaceae
Exons: 4
Coding region: 1-1560 (519 amino acids)
Molecular function (GO): heme binding; monooxygenase activity; iron ion binding
Source: RefSeq, a predicted model, not a curated record
AUGUCGCCGCCGAAUUUUUUUGACUAUUCUACAUGGUCGAGAAUUGGAGCUGUUUUGUUGGCAAUUGGCUUCUUAUUUUUGGUCAGUGUACGAUAUCGAAAAGGCUUGAGAGAAAUUCCGGGACCAUUCCUCGCCAGUAUAUCACCGUUAGAUCGAAUCCUCACCACCUAUUCUGGCCGCCAGUUCCAGAAACAUCUCGCUUACCAUCAGAAAUAUGGACCCAUUGUACGAGUCGGGCCGAUACAUGUCUCCGUUGCGGACUCUGACCAAAUAUCGGUGAUCUACAACAUCACGUCCAAGUUCGACAAGAGCCAUUUUUACACCUUGUUUCACGCAAAAUCCCCGCGGGGCAAUAUCCCUACCGUGUUCUCGAUCGUUGAUCCAACCGGACACAAGAAUCUCAAGCGUCCAGUCGGUGCCGCUUUUGCGCUGAGCUCCCUUUUGGACCUUGAGUCGCUGGCCGACGACUGCACUAGAAUCCUAGAACGGAAGCUAGAUGGCUUGCAGGGUCGGGAUAUUGACUUUGGAACCUGGCUGCACUGGUAUGCCUUCGACGUCAUUACCUCUAUUACCUUUUCAAACUGCUUGGGGUUCAUGGAAAAGGAAGAAGACGUCCUUGGAAUUAUAUCCGCCAUUGAGGGCAGGUUAGUCUACAACUCAAUCAUCGGCCAAGUCCCUAGCCUACACAAAUUGCUCCUGGGGAACAGUCUAGUCUCCAAGUUUGCGGACAUGAUUCCCACGUUGGCGCGACUCAACUCCUCUCAAUAUAUUGUCGGCUUUGCCGCACAACAGCUUGAACAAAGACAGAAUUCAAAAGUGGAGCAUGGGAAGAAAGACAUCGUCGCGCGCUUCAAACGAACCAGAGAGGGGGAGCAGGUGAUGAGUGAUCGAGAGCUCCUGGGCCACGCCGCCUCAAAUGUAUUUGCUGGUAGUGAUACUACAGCUAUUUCUCUUCGAGCAAUGUUCUAUUACCUCUGCAAAAAUCCUCAUAUAUACAAAAAGCUCGUGGAGGAGAUUCUUUCUUUUGACGCUCGGGGCGAAUUGUCCGAGUAUAUCACUUAUUACGAGGCUCAGCGCAUGCCGUACUUCCAGGCCUGCAUGCGAGAAGCCUUACGCAUGCAUCCGGCUGUUGGACAACUCCUUGAACGAGUGGUACCGGAAGAAGGGCUUAUGAUAGGAAGUUCAUUCUUACCCAGUGGCACAAUCGUCGGAAUCAAUCCAUGGGUGGCGGCGAGAGAUAAGGCUGUCUAUGGGGACGAUGCCGAUGUAUUCCGCCCCGAACGAUGGUUGGACGCCGAUGAACAAACCUUGAAACUGAUGGACAGAAAUUGGCUUGCGUUUGGUGCUGGAUCAAGAACAUGUUUGGGCAAGAAUAUUUCGCUGAUGGAGAUGUCGAAGCUUGUGCCGCAGCUUCUUCGACGCUAUCAUGUCGAACUGGCCGAUCCAAAGGCGGAAUGGGAAUUGUUUGAUUAUUGGUUUGUCCAGCAGGAAGGAUUGAGAUGUAUAUUGGCAAGGCGUGAGAAGGAACAGGGCGACCUGGAGGGAGGAGGACAAACGUGA